Trichosurus vulpecula (common brushtail) is the source of this 2899-nucleotide messenger RNA. RefSeq names its product acyl-coenzyme A thioesterase 1-like. Lineage: Eukaryota; Metazoa; Chordata; Mammalia; Diprotodontia; Phalangeridae. Gene Ontology annotation, biological process: fatty acid metabolic process; acyl-CoA metabolic process. Gene Ontology annotation, molecular function: fatty acyl-CoA hydrolase activity. The transcript is spliced from 3 exons. The coding region runs from base 364 to 1812 and encodes 482 amino acids. The record is from RefSeq and is a predicted model, not a curated record.
AAAAAAAGAAGCUCGACUUUCUGGGACAAACCAAAGAAAGAAAUUAGGUGAGAGGUGAGCGGGGGCGGAGCCAAGGAACGACGGCCCGUAUUUCCCGGGAGGCUAUUUACUUCUCACUUGACUGGGGUGUGCGGAGCCGGAUGUGCGGAAUUUUAGGAUCUUCUCGGUAGGACUGACUCCCUUGGGCCCUCCCGGUGCCCCGGGCUGGCGACCUCGAUGAUAUUACAGUCUUGUGAGGUUACAGAUUAUGAUCUCAUAUUACCGACCUCAGAAGAGUUUAUUUGGAUACGGGAGCGGGGCACCGGUUCAUGCGAUAGUUCUGCUGUCCCCGGCUAGAAAACCAGCACUUCCUUCUACCCCAUCAUGUCCUUAAUGCGAAGUCCGCGGUUACUUGGGAAAGGGCUGGCGGACUUGGCGAAAUUCCCGUGGCCGCCCAUUCCUCGCAAUCGAGUUCCGCAGGCUUUUCCGCGCUUGAUUAGCAGCAAGGGGCCUCCGACCUUCUGUCGUAGCUUCUGCGUGUCCUCCAAACAGGCGGCCUCCUCCUCGAUGGCCGUGACUGUGAACCUGACUCCCGGGCGCCGCAGCCUGUGGGACGAGCCCGUGGCGAUCGCGGUGCACGGUCUGGCCCCGGCCCAGCGGGUCACCCUGCGCGCCUCCCUCGGCGAUGAGAAAGGGGAGUUCUUCCGGUCCUCGGCCCGCUAUGAGGCCGACGCAGGCGGGCAGCUGGACCUGGCGCGGGCGCCCUCUCUGGGGGGCAGCUACAGCGGCGUGGAGCCCAUGGGGCUCUUCUGGAGCAUGAAACCCGACAAGCCCUAUUGGCGGCUGGUGAAGCGGGACGUGCAGACUCCUUUCCUCGUGGACCUGGAGGUGUACGAGGGUCACGACCCCCAGCCCACCCAGCGGCUGGCACAGGUGGUCCACGAGCGGAGCUUCUUGGGGCCGGGGGUGAAGAGGAUCCCGGUGCGAGAGGGCAACCUGCGGGCCACCCUCUUCCUGCCUCCCGGUUCAGGGCCCUUCCCUGGGAUCAUCGACAUCUUUGGAGCUGGAGGUGGCCUGUUUGAAUAUAGAGCCAGCCUGUUGGCUGGACAUGGCUUUGCAGUGCUGGCCCUGGCAUACUAUGCCUAUGAGGACCUCCCCAAAGACAUGAAGGAACUUCAUCUGGAAUACUUUGAAGAGGCUGUCCAGUACCUGAAAAACCACUCUCAGGUAAAGGGUCCAGGAGUUGGGCUGCUUGGAUUUUCCAAAGGGGGUGAUCUGUGUCUGUCCAUGGCCUCCCAUUUGAAGGACAUCACAGCCACCGUCACCAUCAAUGGCUCUGUGGCAAAUGUAGGGUCUGUGCUACACUAUAAGGGUGUGACGAUUCCCCCAUUGAAGAGUGACCCAAAACGUAUCAAGAUGACUGAAGACGGGUUUGCAGACAUUGUUGAUGCUCUCAAGAAUCCUUUGGAGGAACCCAACAGAAAAAGCUUAAUUCCAAUUGAGAAGGCUGAGAGUUGCUUCAUGUUUCUUGUUGGUCUGGAUGACCACAACUGGAAAAGUGAAUUCUAUGCCAGUGAAGCUGCCAAAUUGUUAGAAGCCCAUGGGAAGAAAAAACCGGAGAUUAUCUGUUACCCUGCAACAGGACACUAUAUUGAGCCCCCAUAUUUCCCUGUGUGCCCAGUUUCCUUUCACGCUUUGGUGGGCACAAAUGUGAUCUGGGGAGGAGAAGUUAGGGCCCACUCCAUGGCCCAAAUUGAUGCUUGGAAACAACUCCAGGCCUUCUUCCACAAACAUUUAGGAAGUGAUCUGAUAACACAUCCCCCCAAAUUGUAACUCGCCAUUUAGAAAUUCAGAUGGUAUAUGGUAAGAGUGUAUUGAGAUGAUACCACCUAGAGAGAUUAUUUUUAGAAUAUUUGGAAUAGGAUUUUUUUCUCACCUUUAAGAUAAAGUUGAAAGUAAUAAUAAUUUUAAAGCUCUCAAUGUUGCAUUUUAAGUAAACAGUUUCCCCAAGAAUAAGAGAAUAAUUUUGUGGAAGAAGAGUGAGAGAGUACUUUCCUUACAUGGGAUAUAAACUCCAUAAACCCAUAGAAUUGGCCAAGACCUCCUAGGCCUAUAUAAGCUGCCUAUAAAUUUCCUAGACAUGUUCUCUCUGUGCCUUAAGAAAUUUAUCAGGUCUUAAAAAUAAACAAAUAAGAUGCUGAUACCAAAACUGAUGUGUUGGUCAUAACAACAGCCUUAUCUUUACCUGUCUGUGGAAGUGGUCCAAGUGUGGCAACUGAUCCCAGGAGCUGGGAUAUCCAAGCGUGUUUGGUGCUAGAUGACCAUGACAUACAGAAAAGGCAGGGCAUGAAGACCUUCAGCCACUUCCUUAGGCUGAACAAGUGGACCACCAAAGGCAGAGAAGCUGUGCCGAUCUGAAUGAAGGAUGUAUCCUCACCACAUAUCCUUUUUCUGUUCUGAAUGACUUUCCUCUUCAAUGGAUUGUCAGUUAUUCCAUGGGUAUCUCAUUUUGUUUCAGUCUCACACCUGAGGGACCAGACCAGCCUGGAUCAGGCCUGGUCUAUUAUAUGCAUUCACUUGUAGGUGAUAGUGGGCAAAUGGAUUCUUUCCCAGCCCUGCCUUACUUGUGAACCAAAGAAGAUGGAGUUUCAGUGUGGGAGAGGAAUGCCCCAGCAUCUCUUUUCCCUCCCUGUCAGCACCUUUGUUCCUUAGUAUCUGUCCCCCGCCUCCAAGCCUUUCUGUUCCUUUCCUCAACACUUACUCAGCUCCACAAUUUACAGGACCUCUCAUCCCAAUGAACCCAUUCUAUGCCAAUACAUAAAGCCCAUCUAUACAUCCCAAGACCUCUAAUAGAGUAUGAAAUUAAGUACUGAUUUUAAUUCUAUUUUGCUGAGACUUAAUGAAGCUACAUUUAAUAUUC